UGCAGGCGCAUUAGUGAACUUGGAAUGUCGGAACCACACCGACAGGAUGAUAACCUCAAUCACCAAAGAUGUCGUAACCGAUGACACCAGAGCAUACAAGAUCGAGGUGGAAGGCGAUCACUCGGAAGAGAUCUGUGAGGUGAGUCUAUUCAAGAGUCCAAGGGAUGAUUGUCAUGAUCCUACCGAAGCAUGGAGGAAAUCCAGGGUGGUUUUAACGUCGAAAGAUGGCGUCGAAGGCGUCCAACGGUUCGUCAACAAUCUCAGGUUCAAGAAGUGGGAGCCUCUCCCAGAAUGUACUCAAGUUCUUAAGGAGAUGGGAUAUUAUGAACUUGAAGGAGAAGAAGGUCAUUCCUAUAUCCCUUGAUCAUACUUCCACCAAACUUUUGACAUUGUAAUAGAAAUGUAGUAAAUUAAUUUUAAUAAUUCU
Hibiscus syriacus is the source of this 427-nucleotide messenger RNA. RefSeq names its product anther-specific protein LAT52-like. The transcript has a single exon. The record is from RefSeq and is a predicted model, not a curated record. Lineage: Eukaryota; Viridiplantae; Streptophyta; Magnoliopsida; Malvales; Malvaceae. The coding region runs from base 47 to 364 and encodes 105 amino acids.